CCCGGGCGACCGGGGGCGGGGUGCGGGUGACCCGAGCGGAAGCAGCCGCCGUCGCCGUCCGGGUCAGAAUGGCGGCGGGGCGGGCGCGGGGGGAGGAUGCCGCUGGUGGUGCUGUGCGGGCCGCCGGGCAGCGGCAAGAGCCGCCGGGCCGCGGAGCUGCGGGCGGCGCUGGGCGGGCCGGAGCGGCAGGCGCACGUCGUGGCCGAGACGGAGGGCGGUCGGGCCGCGCUGCGGGCCGAGGUGGAGCGGCUGCUGAGCCGGCGGGACGUGGUGAUCGUGGACGCGGGUAACGAGCUGCGGAGCAUCCGGUACGAGCUGUACUGCGCGGCGCGGCAGGCGGGCACGGCGCGCUGCCUCCUGCACUGCGCGGGCGGCCCCGGCGGCCCCGAACAGCCGCCUUUCGAGGCCCCCGACCCGCGCAACCGCUGGGACCGGCCGCUCUUCACGGUGCACGGCGAGGAGCCGCUGCCGCUGGCCGACAUCCGCGCCGCCCUAUUCGAGAGCGCCCCGCCACCGCCGCACCGCGCCACCCGCGCCCAGCCCCUGCAGUCCUGCGGCUUCCUGCACCACCUCGACCGCGCCACCCAGGACGUCGUGGCCGCCGUCAUGGCCGCCCAGCGCAGCGGGGCGCAGCCCGGGGAGGUGGUUCGCGUCCCCGGCGCCGCCGAAGGGCUGCUGCUGAGCCGGCCCGUGAGCAUGGCCGAGCUGAGCCGGCUGCGCAGGCAGUUCAUCAGCUACACCAAGAUGCAGCCCAGCGAUGAAAACUUGCCUCAGCUGGCCAGCAUGUUCCUGCAGUACCUAAGCCGCAGCAUCCAGUGAGCCCUGUCACCUGUGUCACGCGCAGUGGUGGCCGUGGGCCUGUCCCGAAGUACUUGCAACAGUAAGAACAGGCCAUCUGGCCGCAGACCCCAAGGAACUUGGGUCCCACCCAUCGCUUCUUGGAUCCUGCAGCAACAGCAGCACUGGGAAGAUGGAUGUUGUGUCCCUGCAGCCGCUGAGCAAGCUCUAUCGCUAAAAGGAUCUGUGGACAUGCUGUUCCUCCUCCCCGGCUCUCUCCUCGCUUGCGACUUUUGAAAAGGAGAGCUGCUGUUGCAUCCCCAAGCAAGUGAAGUCUCCCGUGGAGACCUAAACCCCAGUAAUCACAUACUGACUGAACACGAGCCCAAAAAGCAGUGACCAUAGGGAAAAGUUUUCCCUUCUGCAUUGCUAUAUGUAUGUCUUGAAUAAGAAAGUGGUUUUUCCAAGGCUGUCUCCAAAUAAUGUCAAACUGCAGAGGACACUUGAGGUCCAGAGCUUAAACAGGCUGUAUUUUUUUAGGGUGUGACUGUUGAAAAAUAUUCUGCUGGACCCAAGAGGUGGAUUUGCAAACUGCACAACAGAACGGUGCUGGCUUAGCAAACUCACAUUGCUCUGUUUCAGGUUUAACAAUAAAAUGUGUGCCUUAAGUGGAGUAAAGUCUUAAUUUACUGCAGGACUGUUUUAUUGAAAUAACUUUCUAUGUCUUUUCUCUACAAGAUCAUAAUUAAACACCUUUUAAAAACAAUAGUUGUUUCACAAUGAGUGCUGUCAUAGGAAGAAUGAGCUAAAAAUCAGUGCCUGUAUGACUUGUGAUGGGUAACUUGGUUUUGCACUUAGUUUCAACUACUUUCAGUCUUUGCUGUACCACAUAUACAGCUUAUAUAAACUUUUCACUUUCUGGUGGAUGCUUCAUCCCCCAUUUUAAUAAAUUGCGGCUUUUGAUUUUAUUUGUAUGUGUAAUUCUACCUUGGAGGAAAUGGGAAAGUGCAGCAGGGUUAUUUCAGUUACAGUGGCUCUUUAUCUGACAUACAGGCUGCUGGGUGGGCUUGUACAUUGCAGAACUUAGAAAUUACUACAGAAAUGUUUUGAUGUACAUAAGUUUACUUUUCCAGUCCAAGUAAAGAGAAUAAAGGUGAGGAAGUACAUUCAGUAUCUAAAAA
Messenger RNA from Columba livia (rock pigeon), 1958 nucleotides. RefSeq names its product KTI12 chromatin associated homolog (gene KTI12). The coding region runs from base 97 to 819 and encodes 240 amino acids. Gene Ontology annotation, biological process: tRNA wobble uridine modification. The transcript has a single exon. The record is from RefSeq and is a predicted model, not a curated record. Lineage: Eukaryota; Metazoa; Chordata; Aves; Columbiformes; Columbidae.